ACGGUGUUUUAUUUUCGUUAGCCUUUUUGUCCAUCGAGAAGCUUUGCGUUGGAGCGAAUCAAUUCUGGAACUAGGAUACAUAUAUCACCAUACCGCGCUCUCCUUCUCUCCCUUUCAAGUGUUAUCACGUGCGUGAGCUAAAUUCUACAAUCAGUGUAGGGUUGCACAAACCGAUUUAGGUUCCAAACUGUUUAAUUUCUCAGCGAGAAUGUUGUGAAAACUCGGUCUGAUAGAGGUCAAAUAGUGAGAUAAUUGGAACUGUGAUGAUGACAAGAGGCGGGAAGAAGAACUUUUGAGAAAUACCUUCUUCUAUGACCUUUAAUAACCGGUGGCUUUAUUGCCUUCAUCCAUAUGAGAAGUUUCCCCUGAGCUCGAGACAUCUGCCGCGCACUCUGCGCUGUCCAAACUCUCUGCCACCGGGAAUAUUUUGUCAUAGGUUGUUCUAUUACCACAUUGGGAAAUAUAGGGCGACUGUUUCAUGGUAGACUUGGGUUGCAUGCAUCAAUGCCAAGAAAUUUCAUUAGGGGAACUUUGCCCAAGGAAAACGAGAGCCAUCUGUGUAGGAUGGAGCCGGUGGCCAGGGAGAGAGGGACAACAGAGAACGGAGGCAGCUCCUCUACGAGGGAGCAACGCUCCUCCUGCUCCAGCCUCAAGAUGUUCCUUGUGGCCCUAUCGUUUGCCUACUUUGCCAAGGCCUUGUCUGGCAGCUACAUGAAGAGCACAAUAACCCAGCUGGAGAGGCGCUUUGACAUCCCCAGUUACCUAACAGGUGUCAUCGACGGGAGCUUUGAGAUGGGUAACCUGUUGGUGAUAGCAUUCGUGAGUUACUUUGGUGCAAAGCUGCAUCGGCCCAAGAUCAUAGCAAUGGGCUGUGUACUGAUGUCAGUGGGAACAUUCAUCAUCGCUCUGCCACACUUCCUCAUCGGACGCUAUAAGUUCGAAACGUCAAUCCGAUCGUCAGUGAAUUCAACCAAUAACCUCUCUCCAUGUCCAGCGCGCCUGUUGUCACCCUCGUCGCAAGCUUCGGGUGACCCGCUUUCUGAGGCACCAAGCACAGGGACAGUAGGUUGUGAAGGAGAGUCCAACCUCUCCAUGUGGAUCUAUGUGUUCCUGGGGAACGUCUUACGAGGGAUCGGGGAGACUCCAGUGCAGCCCCUUGGGAUCUCGUAUAUAGAUGAUUUCGCCAGGGAGGAAAAUGCUGCAUUUUACAUUGGCUGCGUUCAGACCAUAGCAGUCAUUGGUCCUGUGUUUGGCUAUUUACUGGGAUCCCUGUGUGCCAAAAUAUAUGUGGACAUUGGAUUUGUCAACAUGGAGAGUAUCACCAUAAGCCCUGGUGAUGCUCGCUGGGUGGGGGCCUGGUGGUUAGGUUACCUUAUUGCUGGGGUAAUCACCCUGCUUUCAGCCAUCCCCUUCUGGUUCCUGCCCCGUUCCCUGCCCAUCCCGUCAGACCGAGGCCCAGCCCAGUGCACCCCGGAGCAGACUAGCUUCAUCAAAGACUCCCCUCUCCUGGAGCAUAAGUACCAAGCUGACGAGCCAGCUGGCUUUCUGGAGAUGGCCAAAGAUUUCAUACCAACGUUGAAAACCCUCCUGGGGAACCCAGUGUACUUCAUCUACCUGUGUGUGACCAUCAUUCAGCUGAACUCUCUCAUCGGCAUGGUAACCUACAAGCCCAAAUACAUAGAGCAACAUUACGGACAGUCCGCAUCAAAAGCCAAUUUCCUGAUGGGUACAAUCAACAUCCCUGCCGUGGCGUUGGGAAUUUUCACCGGCGGCCUGCUCAUGAAGAGGCUGAAGCUGAGCAUCAUGGGAGCAGCCAAGUUUGCGUUCGGCACCUCUCUGAUAGGCUACUUCCUAUCCCUCUUCUUCUUCGUCAUGAGCUGCGAGAACGUCAAAGUGGCUGGGAUCACGCUGCCCUACAACAGGGUGGGUGGUGUAUCGUAUGAGGAGCGCUCAGUAUUCUCAGCCUGUAACUCCGACUGUGUUUGUUCAGGCAGAGACUGGGACCCUGUCUGUGGAGAAAAUGGCAUCACGUACGUCUCUCCCUGCCUGGCUGGCUGCCAGACCUCCACAGGAUCAGGGAAGAACACGGUGUUCUCUAACUGUAGCUGUGUGGUGGCAGCAGGAAUGAGCAGUGGUAACCUGACAGCCAGUGUAGGCCACUGUCCUCACAGAGACGACUGUGACCGUGUCUUCCCUUACUUCCUGGCUCUUUCUGUCAUCACUUCCUUUAUCAUCUCCCUGGGUGGCACGCCAGGCUACAUGGUCCUCAUCAGGUGUAUCAAGCCUCAACUGAAGUCCUUAGCUCUGGGGUUCCAUACUCUGUCCACACGUACACUUGCGGGCAUCCCAGCGCCCAUCUACUUUGGGGCGGUCAUCGACACCACGUGUCUGAAGUGGGGCCAGAAGAGAUGCGGAGGGAGAGGAGCCUGUCGGAUAUACAACACUACAGCAUACAGGAUAGCUUACCUGGGUCUGACUAUGGGCCUGAGGACAGUUUCCUUCCUGCUGUGUAUACUGGGAUUCGUGCUGCUCAAACGACACCUGCGGAGAGAGGAAUGCCGCGCCCACCAAGUGGCCAAUGGCGGAGCAGAACUGGAGGCACUCAGGAAAGAAGAGGUCCUAGCCUCCAACUCGGACCAAUCGCUACAGACUUCCACAACAGACUACAACAACACAGAGAGAGAGACACGCCUGUGACAGUUUGAGACAAUCUCCCCUGAUCCCUCACGUUACACACAGACACACACAAACACUAGAUUUGCAGGAACCAACAACUGGCUGUGCCUGACCAUCUCAUCUCAUAGAACAUAAAUGAUGUAUUUGUACUGUAGCUGUCUAGGUUAUGUAUAUUUAAAAACAUACAGUUGAAGUCGGAAGUUUACAUGCACCUUAGCCAAAUACAUUUAAACUCAGUUUUUCACAAUUCCUGACAUUUAAUCCUAGUAAAAAUUCCCUGUCUUAGGUCAGCACUUUAUUUUAAGAAUGUGAAAUGUCAGAAUAAUAGUAGAGAGAAGGAUUUAUUUCAGCUUUUAUUUAUUUCAUCACAUUCCCAGUGGGUCAGAAGUUUACAUUACACUCAAUUACUAUUUGGUAGCAUUGCCUUUAAAUUGUUUAAACAUUUCGGGUAGCCUUCCACAAGCUUCCCACAAUAAAUUGAGUGAACUUUGUCCCAUUCCUCCUGACAGAGCUUGUGUAACUGAGUCAGGUUUGUAGGCCUCCUUGCUCGCACACUUUCAGUUCUGCCCACAAAUUUUCAAUAGGAUUGAGGUCAGGGCUUUGUGAUGGCCAAUCCAGUACCUUGACUUUGUUGUCCUUAAGCCAUUUUGCCACAACUUUGGAAGUAUGCUUGGGGUCAUUGUCCAUUUGAAAGACCCAUUUGCGACCAAGCUUUAACUUCAUGUAUGAUGUCUUGAGAUGUUGCAUCAAUAUAUAUACAAUUUUCCAUCUAACAUAAUUUUCCAUCUAUUUUGUGAAGUGCACCAGUCCUUCCUACAGCAAAGCACCCCCACAACAUGAUGCUGCCACCCCCGUGCCUCACGUUGGGAUGGUGUUCUUCGGCUUGCAAGCCUCCCCCUUUUUCCUCCAAACAUAACGAUGGUCAUUAUGGCCAAACAGUUCUAUUUUUGUUUCAUCAGACCAGAGGACAUUUCUCCAAAAAGUACAAUCUUUGUCCCGAUGUGCAGUUGUAAGCUGUAGUCUGGCUUUUUUAUGGUGGUUUUGGAGCAGUGGCCUCUUCCUUGCUGAGUGGCCUUUCAGGUUAUACCUUCAGGCGUUUGGAAAUUGCUCCCAAGGAUGAACCAGACUUGUGGAGGUCUACAAUUUGUUUUCUGAGGUCUUGGCUGAUUUCUUUUGAUUUUCCCAUGAUGUUAAGCAAAGAGGCAGUGAGUUUGAAGGUAGGCCUUGAAAUACAUCCACAGGUACACCUCCAAUUGACUCAAAUUAUGUCAAUUAGCCUAUCAGAAGCUUCUAAAGCCAUGACAUCAUUUUCUGGAAUUUCCCAAGCUGUUUAAAGGCACAGUCAAUUUAGUGUAUGUAAACUUCUGACCCCCUGGAAUUGUGAUACAGUCAAUUAUAGGUGAAAUAAUCUGUCUGUAAACAAUUGCUGGAAAGAGUAUUUGUGUCAUGCACAAAGCAGAUGUCCUAACCGACUCGCCAAACCUAUAGUUUGUUAACAAGAAAUUUGUGGAGUGGUUGAAGAACGAGUUUUAAUGACUCCGACCUAAGUGUAUGUAAACUUCCGACUUCAGCUGUAUAUGUUUUUGAUAUAACUGAAGUAAUUUCAUAGAUGUACCUGCUGUAUUUUACAAAACCACAAAUGUAAUUACAUAGGAUGUCAUCUUUGUUGUUGGUACAAAGAAAGUAUUUAAUUGGAUUUGUUAACCAUUGGUUAAUUGUUUUUACUGCAGCAAGAGUCCAGUUUCGGUCACUGAGUAUUUUUGUAACAACUCUCAAGGUAGUCUACAUUAUAAUAUUGUUAGACAGCUUCACUCUUGUUGAAAGAGAAUGUCAGACAUUCUGCGUUUCUCUACUGUAACAUUGCCAAAUUGUGAUCUCAAUAGCCCUGUUUAUACCUGGUUCUAACAUGCACCCUUCGUGCUGAUAUUGUCCCGAUCUUGUCUGUUUACACUUAUACACAGCAAAUUGGUUAGUGUUACCUAGUGUUGAUAUUUCUGUUUAACAUUUGUAGUGUUGAUUCAGGUGGUAAAUUAACACUCAGUGGUUUAAAAGAAACCUGCUGUUGGUAUUAAUUAAUAACCAGUAGUAAACCAAAACCACACCCAUCAGUAUCAUAUUUCCCAGCAUGCUCUACUGCAGGUAGAUUUCUUGGAUAUCUCUGUUGGGGUCAAUGUUCUUCGAUAUCUCUGUUUUUGCAUGAACAUUUAUUGAUUAAAUAGUUUGAUUCAACUCAAAUAUAACAUGCAUUUUUCUAAACUAAUCAAAUAUGUUACUUGGACUUAUUGUACCCGGCACUGAAAUGGUUGUUCCAGUUUCUAUUCUUUAGGUUGUCUCAUCUCUUAUCCUUCCCAAACCAGUAAUCAGUGAACAAACAUUUCAAAUGUUGGCUAUCCCCACUCUGGCUGGAUUACAUUAGGAAUUACACAUCACAGCAUUAUGUGACCUGCAGGCCUGAUUUUCCAUGUAAAUCACAAGUUUAUGGCAUCUGAUUUAUGGUUAUGAUAACAUAAUUAACUUAAGAUCUCACUUCGUGAAGGCUACAGAACUGAAAACAGAUGAAUGCAACAACCAUGUCUCUGUCACUAAGAAAUACAGUCAUGGGUGGUAUCUCUGCAAUUCACUUGAAAGGCAAGGCACUCUGGGAAAUAUGCAAAUAAUGCUUUAAACUAAGCAGUGUGUUAAUUUAACACUGAAAAGUGUGGACUGGUAUAGACAUUGCACCAGUGUUACAUGUAACAUUCUCAGUGUUGAUUUAACACUGGAGAAUUUGCUGUGUAAGAUCUGAUCACAAUACACCUUUUAAUUGUCUACACCGGUCUAAAAAUGUGGGCACAAUCAGAAUGUCGACAAAAUCAGGACAAAGGACACAUUAGCACCAGGUAUAAACAGGGCUACUGUUCAUCAUGUCUGUGUGACUGUUAUGCUACAGGAGAUGCCACUGUGCCAGUUUGCCGUAGCUGUUCUCUGCCUAAGGUGUGUAGCAGGAGUGUUCCUAUUUCAGUUCUGAUCAAAUCCAAUUGGUGGCAGUAUUGCAUACUGGUAGUAAAUCCAUCUCGGACUUGAAAAUGUCAGUAUUAUUACAAUGAAUUGUGAUACAAUUAACAACUCAAAGAUCAUUAUAGAUAUAAAAUGCACACCCACUGGACCACUACACUGUCUACCAUCAGUGACUAUCCACUGUAGGUGCCAUAUUCAUUAUGAGAAGUAAAGCACAUUUGCAUAAUUUAUUGGUCAGUCUGUCUGAGUGUGUAUAAAUUGUGUACGUAUGUUUGAAAGUUUUAGGGCUCUAUUUAAUCUGUAUCGCUGAAGCUUUACAAUUGCGCGAGAGAAAUGUAAAGGUCAUUUCCGAUUGAGCAGCGUUUACCAUGUAUGCAGUCGCUACUACAGUUGGAAUAUUGCCUUUAUAUUUUAAACACACUGACGCUGAAUUUCCCGCAAUACUGAUUGAAUAGAGCCCUUAAUGUGCCAAAAUCUCUGAACAAAAACACCGUGGUCAAUUCUCAGGUUGUUCCUAAAUUAGUGAAUAAACAUGUCUUUAUAU
Molecule: messenger RNA, 6217 nt
Organism: Oncorhynchus nerka (sockeye salmon)
Lineage: Eukaryota; Metazoa; Chordata; Actinopteri; Salmoniformes; Salmonidae
Product: solute carrier organic anion transporter family member 1C1-like
Exons: 15
Coding region: 505-2697 (730 amino acids)
Biological process (GO): sodium-independent organic anion transport; transmembrane transport
Cellular component (GO): plasma membrane
Molecular function (GO): protein binding
Source: RefSeq, a predicted model, not a curated record